AAGCAAUUGCUACUGGUGUCUUCUCCAACAGUACAGAAAGCCAAAAAAAGGGAAAAAUGUUGACAAAAAAGAAGCAGCUAUGGGCACCGUUUCUCUCUACAGUACUCCAGCGCAGAACUUUUCAUUCAACGGCGCGUCGUUUCUUACCACAAAUCCACUCCUAUUCCUCGUCUGCUAUCACGAAUUCAAGAUGCUCUAAAAACCAUCACUUUCUCGAGAAUCCUCUAAAUUAUUUUUCUCGGAAAAAUUUCUUCUCCUCCGAACCGUCCGGAUAUACUCAUAGUUGCUGGAACUGCAAUGCGCAGCCACAACAGCAAUCUCUGUUUCUGGUUUGCGAGUCCUGCCGAGCUAUACAGCCGGUUGAUCAAUCUAUUGAUUACUUUCAGAUUCUCGGACUGGAGAAGAAAUAUGAAAUAAAAGAGGGUGAGAAUUUGGAGAGGAAGUACAAAGAUUGGCAGAAAUUACUGCAUCCUGAUUUAGUUCAUUCUAAAUCUCAGAAAGAGAGAGAGUUUGCUGCUGAACAGUCUGCUCGCGUUAUUGAUGCUUAUAGAACGCUUUCAAAUCCUCGCUUAAGGGCAAUUUACAUUCUAAAGCUUGAAGGAGUAGAUGUUAAUGAAGAAGAAACAAUUUCUGAACCACAUUUGCUAGCUGAGAUUAUGGAAAUUAGAGAAGCAGUUGAGGAGGCACCCGACUCAAAGGCUUUAAGUGCGAUUCAAUCUCUGAUGAGAGAAAAGUUGCUAAACUGGUCUAAUUCAUUCGGAAAUGCUUUUGAAAGGCGGAAAUUUGAAGAUGCUAUAGCCUGUAUUCGUCGAAUGACUUACUAUGAUCGUGUGAAUGAAGAAAUUGUGAAGCGGCUUUAGAAAGCGUUAUUUAUAGGGAUUUAGAGGGGGCAUUACGUUAUCCGAUGGAUUUCAAUCAAGAUAAUGGCUACAGUUGUGGUCGCGGCUGUAUAUAACCAAAACAUAUCAUUAGCGGGCAUAACGUUGCUUAACUGUCUGCCGAAGCGUAAUUUUUUUUGUAAAGUACGUGGAAUUAACAUAUUUUUAAAGAAUUAAAAUGAAAUUUAAUUAUCAUUAUUCUUAUCUUUA
Messenger RNA from Mercurialis annua (annual mercury), 1088 nucleotides. RefSeq names its product iron-sulfur cluster co-chaperone protein HscB homolog. NCBI's taxonomy places the organism in Eukaryota, Viridiplantae, Streptophyta, Magnoliopsida, Malpighiales, Euphorbiaceae. The transcript is spliced from 7 exons. Gene Ontology annotation, biological process: protein complex oligomerization; [2Fe-2S] cluster assembly. Gene Ontology annotation, molecular function: ATPase activator activity; protein-folding chaperone binding. The record is from RefSeq and is a predicted model, not a curated record. Bases 57 to 860 code for a protein of 267 amino acids.